CCCACGUCUGCACAGGGAAAGCCUCUCUCCUCUCGCAGGAAACUACUUCACUACAGGAAUAGGAGGCGAGAUGGAGAACGUUCCGGAAUUCCUCGCGCGCGGUGUGGAAGGUCUGCUGACUGAUCUAGAAGUGCCAUGAAAGCACCAUGAAAUCUCCUCUGGCCUGUGUUGUGACCACUAAACUUAAUAUAAAGUGACUGACCCUGACAUCCUGAACAUCACAGCAACAUCCAGGAAACUUGUCUUCGUAGCAGUUUGUCUUUGUCAUGGAAAACAUCACGCACUUGGCCGCAGUGUUUGUGGACCCCCACGGCCAAAUGCCCACAGAAGAACAUGAUCCCUUCCAGGACCUCUAUGAUAUGGACUAUGGGGUCCCAGCGGAUGAGAUGCCGGACACCACGCAGGGGCUAGCGUAUUUUGUGGCCACCAUUGUUAUCGGAGUCGUUCUUGUCUGCAUCAUGCUGGUGUGCGGCAUCGGCAACUUUCUGUUCAUAGCCACUCUGGCCCGGUACAAGAAGCUGCGGAACCUCACCAACCUUCUGAUCGCAAAUCUGGCCAUCUCAGACUUCAUCGUGGCUGUGGUGUGCUGCCCUUUCCUGGUGGAUUACUAUGUGGUGAAACAGCUGUCCUGGGACCAUGGAAAAGUGCUGUGCGCCUGCGUGAACUAUCUUCGAACUAUGUCCUUAUAUGUGUCCACCAAUGCCUUAUUGGCCAUCGCUGUGGACAGAUACAUGGCAAUUGUUCACCCCUUAAGGCCGAGGAUGAAGCAUCAGACAGCCUACUGCCUGAUCACUGGAGUGUGGAUUGUUCCAGUCCUCAUAUCCAUCCCUUCUGCCUACUUCACUUCUGCGAAUAAGGUGCCCCACAGUGCCAACCUCAGCAAGACCUUCUGCGCUCAGAUCUGGACGGUGGACAAACAGCUCUACUACCGAUCCUACUUCAUUUUCAUCUUCGCCGUGGAGUUCCUGGGCCCUGUCAUCACCAUGGCCCUGUGCUACAUCCGCAUCUCCAGGGAGCUGUGGUUCAAGAACGUGCCCGGCUUCCAGACGGAGCAGAUCCGAAAACGCUUGCGCUGCCGGAGAAAGACGGUCAUGGUGCUCAUUGGAAUCCUCACAGCAUACAUUCUGUGCUGGGCCCCGUACUAUGGCUACACCAUCCUGCGCGACUUCCACCCAACCAUCAUCUCUAGGGAGAAGAACUCACUGGUGGCCUUCUACAUCAUCGAGUGCAUCGCCAUGAGCAACAGCAUGAUCAACACCUUCUGCUUCGUCAGUGUGAAGAACAACACGGUGAAGUACUUCAAGAGAAUUGUUCUGCUUCGCUGGAAGUCCACCUACACCUCCAGGAAGACAGUGGAUGAGACAGAGGUGAGGACGCUGUCCAUUCCUGUGACAGAGGAGAUUGACUGCAUACAACUGAGGUGAAGAUUGGCAGCAGUUGUAUGCCACUGAUCAUUCAAAGCAAGCUAAAGGCCUGGAGUCCUGGUGCUCCUGGUGGAGAAUAGGAUUUGCUGACAUUGCAUAGCAAAGAUAUUAACCCUAACUGGGUAACCAGUGACCCUAUCUAUGAACUGCAAUGAGCCAAGCUAAUGUUUUUUUUGGAAAGGCUGUACAGAUAAAAGCUUUGCUCGUUUACUUUGACCACUUGUUACUGGCACAAAGUUUUGUGAGGUCCUACUGAAUGUAAAAUGGCAGCUUCCGUCAACAUGUUCAGUUCCAUCUCCAAUGCAGAGGAUUAAAGUGACUCCUGAGACGUUAGGCGGACGCACUGUUCAUGUAGUGGUGAUUUUGUGUACAGUAUAUUGUUACGCAGUACAAUUUUGGUGAUUUUUGACAUGUUUUUCAGUGGAAAUGUGCAAUAUUCAUGCUGAUAGAAUGUUCAUAAUUCAACCUAAGUACAAGUAUAUUAUUAUUCUGAAUAUUUCUCUCUAUGUUUUUGAUGCUAUGUCUUGAGGUGCAUGUAAGUGAAAAAUAAUUCUUAUGGCACUGUUACUGAAGACACAUUUAGGGCUGUUUCUGAAAGGUAUUAUUCAUAUCAGCUGAAGGACAUGACAAGUGGACCAAUGGAUUUUCAGAAAUUCUUACAUUUUUAUUUAUUCUGUGGUAAUUUAUCAAUGUCAUAGUGUGUGAUAUGUUAUUUGUGCAUGGAAUAAUUUCAAUUUGAGAAAAAAAAAUUGUAGCUAUGUAUGUUUUUAUCAGUGGCUAACUAUGAUAUUUGUUUGAAAUAUAUGGUAAAAUAGUUCCAGGUGUUUUUCUUGUCUUCACAUUAGAAGACAGAUCAGUUCAACUGAAGUUGAAGAAUCAAUUUCACUCGAUUUACUUCAUAUGUAAGGCAAAAGGUUUUAUUUUUUAUGUAUUUCUUUGGGGGGGAUUCUAUUUUUU
Molecule: messenger RNA, 2381 nt
Organism: Pygocentrus nattereri (red-bellied piranha)
Lineage: Eukaryota; Metazoa; Chordata; Actinopteri; Characiformes; Serrasalmidae
Gene: prokr1b
Product: prokineticin receptor 1b
Exons: 3
Coding region: 267-1424 (385 amino acids)
Biological process (GO): neuropeptide signaling pathway
Cellular component (GO): membrane
Molecular function (GO): neuropeptide receptor activity
Source: RefSeq, a predicted model, not a curated record